AGCUCGGCGCGUCAUUGGGCGGCGGCCCGCCCCUCGGCUCCGGGGUAGGCUGAGACGGGAGGGUCCUCGGCUAAAGCCAAAAGCAGAUCAAAGUGGUGGGACUCGCGUCGCGGCCGCGGAGACGUGAAGCUCUCGAGGAGGACUCCUCCCGCUCCGGGUCGGCGCUCGCCUCGCUCGCCUCGUCCUCGGCCCCGGCCCCGGCCCCGCGCCGCCCGCCCGCCAUGGAGAAGACGGAGCUGAUCCAGAAGGCCAAGCUGGCCGAGCAGGCCGAGCGCUACGACGACAUGGCCACCUGCAUGAAGGCGGUGACCGAGCAGGGCGCCGAGCUGUCCAACGAGGAGCGCAACCUGCUCUCGGUGGCCUACAAGAACGUGGUCGGGGGCCGCAGGUCCGCCUGGAGGGUCAUUUCGAGCAUCGAGCAGAAGACCGACACCUCCGACAAGAAGUUGCAGCUGAUUAAGGACUAUCGGGAGAAAGUGGAGUCUGAGCUGAGGUCCAUCUGCACCACGGUCCUGGAAUUGUUGGAUAAGUAUUUAAUAGCCAAUGCAACUAAUCCAGAGAGUAAGGUCUUCUAUCUGAAAAUGAAGGGAGAUUACUUCCGAUACCUUGCUGAAGUUGCAUGUGGUGAUGAUCGAAAACAAACGAUAGAUAAUUCCCAAGGAGCUUACCAAGAGGCAUUUGAUAUAAGCAAGAAAGAGAUGCAACCCACACACCCAAUCCGCCUGGGGCUGGCUCUUAACUUUUCUGUAUUUUACUAUGAGAUCCUUAAUAACCCAGAGCUCGCCUGUACGCUGGCUAAAACGGCUUUUGAUGAGGCCAUUGCAGAACUUGAUACACUGAAUGAAGACUCAUACAAAGACAGCACCCUCAUCAUGCAGUUGCUUAGAGACAACCUAACACUAUGGACAUCAGACAGUGCAGGCGAAGAAUGUGAUGCAGCAGAAGGGGCUGAAAACUAAAUGCAUACAGGGUGUCGUCCUUCUUCCCUUCAAGAAGCCUUUUUACACAUCUCCAUUCCUUAUUCCACUUGGAUUUCCUAUAGCAAAGAAACCCAUUCAUGUGUAUGGAAUCAACUGUUUAUAGUCUUUUCACACUGCAGCUUUGGGAAAACUCCAUUCCUUGAUUUGUGUUUGUCUUGGCCUUCCUGGUGUGCAGUUACUGCUGUAGAAAAGUAUUAAUAGCUUCAUUUCAUAUAAACAUAAGUAACUUCCAAACACUUAUGUAGAAAACUAAAAAUGUAUCUGGUAUUUAAGUAAUCUGAACCAGUUCUGCAAGUGACUGUGUUUUGUAUUACUGUGAAGAUAUGAACAUGUAGUUAAUUACAAUUUAAAGAGUGUUUUACAUAAUUUCUUAAUUUCUACAUUCCCUCCUUUACUCUUUGGGGAUUUUUCUUUUGGUAAGCAACUUUUCCAUGUUCUUAACGUAUUCCUUUUUAGUAGGAAUUCAGAAGUAUUAGGUUGAAUGGAAAAGCACUUGACAUUUCUGGGCUAGGAGUCACAAAUUGAAAUGCCUCCAAUAUCACAUAUUAUGGAGGUCAUGUAUAUCUGUGACAACAGGGAGUUUCCUUAUUCACUCUUCAUUUGCUGCUGUUUAAGUUGACAACUUCCCUUCCCAAUAAAAAUUCACUUACACCUCCUGCCUUUGUAGUUCUGGUAUUCACUUUACUGUGUAAUAGAAGUAGCAUGUUGCUGCCAGAAUACAAGCAUUGCUUUUGGCAAAUUAAAGUGCAUGUCAUUUCUUAAUACACUAGAAAGGAGAAAUAAAUUGAAGUACACAAGUCCAAGUCUAAAACUUUAGUACUUUUCCAUGCAGAUUUGUGCACAUAUGAGAGGGUGUCCAGUUUGUCUAGUGAUUGUUACUUAGAGAGUUGGACCACUAUUGUGUGUUGCUAAUCAUUGACUGUAGUCCCAAAAAAGCCUUGUGAAAAUGUUAUGCCCUAUGUAACAGCAAAGUAACAUAAAAUAAAAUUACAUUUUAUAAACCAUUUACUAUGGCUUUGUAACAAUUGCAUACCCAUAUUUUAAGGGACAGGUGAAUUUACUACUUUCUGAAGUUUAUUGAUACUUCCCUUUUAUCUUAUGUAAAAUGUAGUAGUGAUACCCAUAUUUCUGCAUUGUGAUAUACUUGUUUAGGGAUGCCUGGAAAUGUAUAAAAUUGGACUACAUUUCUUAGAGUGUUUUACUGUAGAUCAAUCUCAUGGGCCAUCUCUUCCUCAGAUGUAAAUGAUAUCUGGUUAAGUGUUAUAUGGAAUAAAGUGGACAUUUUAAAACUA
Messenger RNA from Lemur catta (Ring-tailed lemur), 2272 nucleotides. RefSeq names its product tyrosine 3-monooxygenase/tryptophan 5-monooxygenase activation protein theta (gene YWHAQ). The transcript is spliced from 6 exons. The record is from RefSeq and is a predicted model, not a curated record. Gene Ontology annotation, cellular component: cytoplasm. Gene Ontology annotation, biological process: signal transduction. NCBI's taxonomy places the organism in Eukaryota, Metazoa, Chordata, Mammalia, Primates, Lemuridae. The coding region runs from base 222 to 959 and encodes 245 amino acids.